Cylicostephanus goldi is the source of this 759-nucleotide messenger RNA. The record is from the annotation of a GenBank genome assembly. NCBI's taxonomy places the organism in Eukaryota, Metazoa, Nematoda, Chromadorea, Rhabditida, Strongylidae.
AUGCAUUUCGUCAAAAAAGUCCCAACAAGCGAGGAAGAGAAGGCGGUGAAAGAAAAGGAAAGAUCCAUAAAACUCAAAGUUUUCUGUACUGUUCGAGAUCACAUAUUCGAGAAAAGAAAGAGAGGUGAACUUGAUGAUGAAAUGCUAAGCCUGACCCAGAGGUUACUAGAAAAGAAUCCUGACAUCUACACGUUCUGGAAUAUUCGAAGAGAUACAAUCGAGAAGAAGAUCGCAGCUUGGAAAGAAUCUCAAGUGUGUCAGUUUUGCCGUUUAUACUUUGCUCACCAGCGUUUAUUCAGUUCAGCUUUAUUAUGCUUUACUAUAAAUAUUCAGGAUAAGGCGCAGGAUGAAGACGAAAAGGCCUCAUAUGGAAAGAAGAUUGAAUAUCUCCUUGGUGGUGAACUGUUUUUGACACAAACGUGUCUCGAAGCAAAUCCUAAGUCCUACUCUGCUUGGUUCCACCGCGGAUGGGCUUUGAAAAGAAUGAAGAAUCCCGAUUUCAAGCGCGAAUUGGCUCUCUGCGAGAAAGCAUUGAAGUUGGAUUGCAGAAAUUUCCACACAUGGGAUCAUAGACGUGUAGUUGCAAAAUUAGCAAAGCUUGGCCAGGAUGAAGAACUAGAAUUUUCAAAUAAACUUAUUGGAGAAAAUUUCUCUAACUACUCGGCUUGGCACUAUAGAGCUGUGCUCUUGCCAAAAAUGCAAAAUAGUAAAACUGGAGAGUACAAGCUUGAUGAUGAUACUGUUGCUGCUGAAUUGAAG